Danaus chrysippus (African queen) is the source of this 612-nucleotide messenger RNA. The record is from the annotation of a GenBank genome assembly. Lineage: Eukaryota; Metazoa; Arthropoda; Insecta; Lepidoptera; Nymphalidae.
AUGCCGGUGGUUUUGUACUAUUUCCCCGUGAAGGCGCUCGGCGAGGCCAUAAGAUUAUUAUUAGCUUACGGCGGUCAAGAGUUCAAGGAUGAACGCGUCCCUAUGGAAAAAUGGCCCUCCGUGAAAUCAUCGAUGCCAUUCGGUCAAAUGCCUGUCUUAGACAUUGAUGGGAAGAAGUACUGCCAGAGUAUUCCCAUAGCUCGACUUCUUGGAAGAAAGUACGGUUUAGCUGGUGAUGAUGCUGAACAAGACUUCGUGAUCGACCAAAACGUUGAGUUUAUCAAUGACAUCAGAGCGAAGGCUGCGUCCGUACACUACGAGGAUGAUUCUGACUUGAAGGCGAAGAAACAUGAUGAGCUCAUGAAAUCAUUCUACCCCAUGGCCCUGGAGAAACUGGAUGAAAUGAUCAAGAAGAACAACGGACACUUGGCUUGUGGGAAGCUGACAUGGGGAGAUUUCAUCUUUGCGGGUAUUUUUGAUUACUUGAAGACAAUGAUGCAAAUGCCGGAUUUGGAGCAAAAGUACCCCAGUUUCAAGCAAGUUGUGGAUGGGGUGUAUGGAAUCCCCAAAGUGAAGGCUUUCAGUGACAAAGCACCGCAGACCCCAUUCUAA